Molecule: messenger RNA, 773 nt
Organism: Camelina sativa (false flax)
Lineage: Eukaryota; Viridiplantae; Streptophyta; Magnoliopsida; Brassicales; Brassicaceae
Source: RefSeq, a predicted model, not a curated record
UCUGUUUUUACAAAGAUCAUCCAUCUAUUUAAACCUGUUUCAUUUUCACAAUCUCACUUAUUGAACAAAAGAUUGUUCCUUUUUGGCUCAUUGCAGAUAGGAUAAAGAGCGAACAAGGUCCUGUUUGGGAUUUGAUCCAUAGAGAAACUGUCAAGCGUCUUUUGAGAUUUUGUUUUGUGGUUUGAGGAAAGUUUUUGUGGGCUUGUUUGUUGGUUUGGUUGGCUGGUUCUUGGAUAGAUGGCAGAAGUCCAUAAUCAACUAGAGAUCAAGUUUCGGUUAACCGAUGGUUCUGAUAUCGGUCCUAAAGCAUUCCCUGAUGCUACAACUGUUUCGGCAUUGAAGGAAACUGUUAUCUCUGAAUGGCCUAGAGAGAAAGAGAAUGGGCCGAGAACAGUGAAAGAGGUGAAGUUGAUAAGCGCAGGGAAGGUAUUGGAGAACAACAAGACGGUUAAAGAUUACCGAAGUCCAGUCUCUAAUCUCGUAGGCGCUGUCACCACAAUGCACGUUAUCAUCCAACCUCCUGUUACUGAAAAAGAAAAGAAGCCUAAAGGUGACCCGAAGAUGAACAAAUGCGUCUGUGCAGUCAUGUAAGAGAGUAGCAAAAUCUCAAGAGAGAGUCAGAUUUCUGGUCCUUUUAAGUUUGGUCCCUGAUGUGGUUGGCAGUUGGUAUAGAUUGUUUACUAAUACAGAUACGAAAUUAAAAGAGUAUUGAACCAUUUUUUUUUAGAUAAGUAUAAAUCAAAAGCUCUUCUCUAGCUUGUUGCAAAAGUAAA